UUUGGAUUUGGAUAUAAGUUAAAUUCAAAUAUGAGUUAUCAUUCGUUGCUUUCAACGAAGAUGAAGAAGCCACACUCACAGCAACAUAACAACCACCAAUCGCAAGCGAAAACGCUCUUCGAGCUGAAGCAAAAGGUAGUUACAGCUCUCAACAAACUUUCCGACCGCGACACGCACCAGAUCGGCGUCGAGGAGCUCGACAGGACCGCGCGCUCGCUAACCGCCGAUUCCGUCUCGCCGUUCCUCUCCUGCCUCCUCGACACCGAUUCCGACCAGAAGGCCUCCGUACGGAAAGAAUGCGUCCGCCUUAUGGCCACCGUCGCCGCCGUCCACGGCGACCUCGUUCUGCCGUACCUUCCGAAGAUGGUGUCCAGCAUCAUGAGGCGGUUGAGGGACGCGGAUUCGGUGGUUAGGGACACGUGCGUGGAAGCGGUUGGGGUUUUGGCGUCCAAGAUUGUUAAUGGCUGCGGUGGAGACAGGGCGUUUGUGGCUGUGGUGAGGCCGAUAUUCGAGGCGUUAGGGGAGCAAAACAAGAACGUCCAGAGCGGGUCGGCGAUGUGCCUGGCGAGGAUUGUGGAUAAUACUAGUGAUCCUCCAGUGGCGGUUUUGCAGAAGAUGCUUGGAAGAACUCUCAAGUUGCUUAAGAAUCCGCACUUCAUGGCGAAACCGGCACUUGUUGAGUUGAAUAAGAGCAUUAUCCAGGGUGGGGGCGCUCCGUCGGAGAAUGUGCUGUCCACUGCUAUUGCUAGCAUCCAAGAGGCCCUAAAGGACAGUGAUUGGGCGACACGCAAAGCGGCUGCUGUGGCACUAGGAGAGAUUGGUUUGAGUGGUGCUUCUUUCUUGACAUGUUUAAGGGCUUCCUGUAUUCGUUCUCUUGAGUCAUGUAGAUUUGACAAGGUGAAACCAGUGAGGGAUGCUGUUUUGCAAGCACUUAAGUAUUGGAGAAUUCUUCCAGGCCCUAAUACUCCCGAGCCUUCUGAAACAGGAUCCUCCAUAAAAGAAAACAUAUGCAGAGGUGACUCGGCUGAUCUUAGUAGUACAACCGAAUCUGGACAGAGAGAUCUCAGGGCCCAAAAGGUUAACACAAAAUCAACUAUGGGAAGAGUUCCUCUGUCUGCUAGAAAGGGAGGUCAAAAUUAUGCUGGAAAUCCUCAGCAUCUCAAAGACGAUUGGCAUGUUGAAAUUGCAGUGCCUAGAACUCAUUCUAUAGUGGAAUUCCAUAGCCUGAAUGAAGAUUCUGAGAGUAGUUCUGUCACCAAGCCAUUAGAAACAAUUAGUGUAGAAGUUACAAGUGUGCGCGACAUUGGUUAUGAAUAUGUUCCUAUGGAUGACAAGCAGGAGUGCUCUUCUGUCUCUAAUCUUACCAAUGAUAACUAUGAGACCAAGUUUUUAGCUGCUUCUCAUGAAUGCUUUAUAAAGAAUGGAUUUCAGAAGCCACUCGCAAGAAGUGAACAGUUUGUUGAAGAAGGAAGUUGUAAUGAACAAAUGUACUCCAUAAAGUCUCAGAAUCCUAGAAGUUCCGGUUCUACAAUAACAGAGAAAUAUCCCCAUGCUCCACAUGAAUGUUGUUGUGUUCAACUUGCAAAUGAUAUGAUCUGUAUUCAGAAUCAGCUUUCAGAUAUGGAAAUCAAACAGGCAAACAUGAUGCAUCAGUUACAGAUGUUUACAACUGGCAUAAUGGAUGCUCUUUCUACAAUCCAAUCAAGAAUGGUAGGCUUAGAAAACGUAAUUGAUAGAUUAACUCAAGAAUCUGCACAAGGAGGAAGACAUUCUUAUUCAGAAAACUCCAAAUUUGUUAGGCCGAGUCAAAAUACAGCUUCUCCUAGGUUCUCCACAUGCACUCCAAGGCCAUCUGUAGAUAUUAAUGGUAAACCGUCUGGCUUGUCAUCGAAUAAAAAAUCUGAAAGUUGGGAGGAGAAGAAAACAUUUUCAAGGAGCCAACCAAGGAACUUUGCCGGAGAUACCGCAGAUUCAUGGAAAAGCUACAAGCCAAAGAAUGCAAGGAAUUUUACAGAGGAUAUGUUGAACAGUUCUGCGAAUGAUACACGCAGCAUGAUUUCUACUCAAGUGAGAAAGAAUGAUGAUGUCUUUUCCUGUGCUACCAGAGUCAAACCCAGAAUUGGUUGUCGUGGGAGUAAUACUAACUAUUGGAAAUGUGUGAAACGGCUUGUGAGUGAAGGGGAUCUAAACUCUGCAUACAUGGAAUCUCUAUGCUCUGGUGAUGAACUUAUACUUGUUGAGCUUCUGAAUAAAACUGGUCCGGUUAUAGAGAGUUUAUCAGUGAAGACAGUCAACGUUCUUCUUAGUACUUUAGCAUCAUAUAUUCUUGAAGGAAGAUUCUUUAAUACGAUAAUCCCCUGGUUGCAGCAGAUUGUUGAAAUGAGCACCAUCCAUGGACCAAAUUGCAUUGCUCUCUCCAUUGAAGUCAAGGAACAGCUUAUAUCUGCAGUUCAGGAAGCUGGGGACUUGACUAUUAUCAGUCUCGCAGAAAGAAGGUGCGCCACUGAAUUAGCAAUGAAGUUGCAUCAUAUAUGGGGUAAGAUUAAUGAAACUUCAUAAUCUUUGUAUAUUUGCGGGGGAAGAUGUCCAUGCCAUUUUCUUUAUCUAGUGUUGGGUUUAGUCAAUGGUUCGCUGCUAGUCAUUCUGAAAUUAAAUAACUUCGGAAGUUUGUUCAUGAUGUUUGAUAGCAAUGUAUAUUGCAAGGAUUGUGUUUUCUUUGUUUCAGCAAUAUGCA
This is a messenger RNA of Arachis stenosperma, 2734 nucleotides long. RefSeq names its product TORTIFOLIA1-like protein 2. NCBI's taxonomy places the organism in Eukaryota, Viridiplantae, Streptophyta, Magnoliopsida, Fabales, Fabaceae. Gene Ontology annotation, cellular component: microtubule. The transcript is spliced from 6 exons. The coding region runs from base 31 to 2559 and encodes 842 amino acids. Gene Ontology annotation, molecular function: microtubule binding. The record is from RefSeq and is a predicted model, not a curated record.